Striga asiatica is the source of this 525-nucleotide messenger RNA. The record is from the annotation of a GenBank genome assembly. Lineage: Eukaryota; Viridiplantae; Streptophyta; Magnoliopsida; Lamiales; Orobanchaceae.
AUGCCGAAAAAAAGCAAAGAAUAUCCUCAUAGCAGUGAGAGCGAAUCACAGGGCAAUUUUCCACAUAAUCGUAAGCAAUCGAGAAUUGACGGGAGGAAUCAAAAAAUGAAGAGAAAAUUGGUACAACAAGAAAUCGGGUUUUCGAAGCAACAGGCCCCGAUUGAUGAUAACCAUCCAAUUUCCGACGACAAUUUUCAGAACCCAUCGUCGAAUGUGCUCUUGAUCAAGAAACCCAUCUCAUUGCUCUGCACCACUCCUCAUCCAUGGCUGCGGCAUGACACCGUGCUCAAAGUCUCGGCCCCUGUGGAAGGCAAAAAAUCGAGCUUUCACGCGAGACUGCUUCACCAUCGGCCAUUUUCUCGGCCCGUCGAUCUUGAUUGCGGCGGCGGACGGAUGACGGGGGAAUCUGCCGGCGUCCGUAAUCGAUUUCUUGUUGGUCGGCGAGGUGCAGAACUUGCGAUGGCACUAGAGGCAAGAGAGCGACGGAGGGCGAUAAGUUGCUCGCGGUCAGGUUUCACACGCUGA